GAUGAGGCGCUGACAGCGCGGCGCGGCGCGGCGGCGGGAUGCUGCGGUCCGUGUCGCUGCCGCCGCCGCCGCCGCCGAGCCCGGAGCGGGGCCGCCUGCGCGGGCGGCUGGAGGGCGGCCUGGCCGGGCUGUGCGAGCUGCACCUGCUGCGCCAGCGCCACGAGCGCCGCGUGCGCCAGGCCCUGCGCCUCGCCGCCGCCGGGCCCCCGCCGCCGCACGCCGACACCGAGCCCGAGCCCGAGCCCGAUCCCGAGCCCGACCCGCUGGACUUCCUGCCUGCGCUGCUGUGGGAGCUGGAGCAGCGUGUGGGGGGGCUGCGGCUGCGCCCCGAGACCCCCAGCGGGGACGCCCCGGCCUGGCCUGGCUCAGGUUUCUAUGCCGGAGCCCACCCAGCAGAGACUCCAGACUCGCCCCCCCUCCCCCGACAGGGGCAGGGCCCUGGCGAGCGCCCCAAAUCCGUGGGUGACGCAGGUGGCGCAAGCCCCCGGCCCACAGUGCCACGCUCCCUAUCGGCCCCUGAGCACCCACUGGGAGCUGGGGGGGGCCUGAUCCCGCCCUCUGAAGCCCCGCCAGCCUUCCCCUCCCCAGGGGGGGCCGAGAGCUACAUCUCACGGCUGCUGCGGCGCCGCGCCCGGGGGCCCCCCCUGCCACCACCGCGCACCAGCCUGGCCCCGGAGCCGGGGCUGAGCCGCCAGAACAGCCUACGCCAGCGCCCCCCCAGCGAGCGGCGGGGCCCGGAGCGGGGCGCCAGCGCCCCUGCGCCCAUAGGCUACGAGGGCGGUGCUGCCGCGGCCCCCCGCGCCUGGGCCUCGUGGGACGAGAGGACCCCGGCACCCGGCGGCCGUGCGAGCUCCCCUCCCCAGCCACGUGCUGCUGCUGCUGCUGCCUGCCGCCGGCCGCCCAAGCUGCACACGCUGCGCCCUGCGCCCGCCGACUCUGGCAUGGUGCAGGCGCGCUACAUCCCAGCCCGCGGCGCCCGCAAGAAGCCGCCGGGCCUGGCCAAGGGGCGUGCUGUGGAUCUGUCGCUGGACCGGGCCCCCGGCCGCACCGCCGUGCCCAAGAAAUGCCGCUUCGCCGAGGAGCGCCGGGGCCACCGCGCCGCCCGCUCGCAGUCGGAGAACAGCCUGGUGGGGCAGGGGGGGCCUGCGCCUGCCGCCCCUGCCGCCACCCGCCCCACUGUGGCCCGGGGGGGGUACCGCAAGUGGCGCUCCACGGCUGAGAUCUGCCCCGAGGAGGGGGCCCGGGGCCAGCGGCGGGGGCCGGUGCGCCCGGCGAUGUACGCAGAGGCCGAGAGCGACUCGGAGGGCUCCGGGGGGGGAGGGCCCAGCGAGUCCAGCCCCAGCGAGGCUGCGUCACCUGGCUCGGGGUCGGGCUCCAGCGACUCGGAGGGCAGCGGGGGGGGGCUGGUGUGGCCCCAGGCGCCGGGGCCCGGGCGCCCCAAUCUCUUUGUCAAGAUUAAGGCCUCGCACGCGCUCAAAAAAAAGAUCCUGCGGUUCCGCUCCGGCUCCCUCAAGGUCAUGACCACCGUGUGAGCCCCCCCUCCCCCUGGCACUGGGGCCCCAAUCCUGAUUCGGCCUGAUUUACAACUCCCCCGCCCCCCACAUCUGCCCCUCUUUAUUGCCCCUCCCUGCACUCUGCAGCCCUGGGGGAGGGGCCUGGUGUGGGGGGGCAGAGGGCAGCGGUGCCCCAUCAUGAAACCACACCAGCUGCCCCCAGAGCCCCCCUCCCCUUCCGGGGCUAGUCAAAGGGUAAGGUAAUUCAAGGGUGCGUGGGGUAAGGCGGUGGGGAUGGAGGGCCGUGCUGUCGUGCCUCAGUGUCCCCUCGCCCGUCCUGGUGAGCUCAUGGCUGCGGGCAAUCAGUGCCAUGAUUGGGCCAGCCCCUCCCGGUCCUGGUGAGCUCACGGGCCUGGUGAAUUGGUGCCCCAAGCGUUUCAUCCCUCCGUCCUGGUGAGCUCACGGGGGUGGUGAAUCAGUGCCCUGCUUGUGCCAACCACCCCCCUUCCCGUGCUGCGCCGUGCGAGGACCCCCACCGUGAAAGCAGCACUCGUGCCUUGGCCGGGGGGUGCUCAGGGCUCGCACACGGGCAGCCGUGUGACGCCGCAGCUCGGCGGCUUCGUGCCAGGCAGGGGGUGGGCGCCGGUUGCCAAGGGGAUGGUGCCGGAUCCGGGCCUCCCCUCCCCCGCUGCAGCCCUGGGGGGGGGCAACACCCCCUUGCUGGGGGCGCUUGGGGGACCCCCCCCCUGGGUUUGUAAAUAAAGAUCAGUGUUAUUUGUGCAA
Alligator mississippiensis (American alligator) is the source of this 2276-nucleotide messenger RNA. It is a transcript of the gene DACT3, whose product is annotated as dishevelled binding antagonist of beta catenin 3. The record is from RefSeq and is a predicted model, not a curated record. Gene Ontology annotation, biological process: negative regulation of canonical Wnt signaling pathway. NCBI's taxonomy places the organism in Eukaryota, Metazoa, Chordata, Crocodylia, Alligatoridae. The coding region runs from base 39 to 1532 and encodes 497 amino acids. The transcript has 4 exons. Gene Ontology annotation, cellular component: cytoplasm.